Molecule: messenger RNA, 207 nt
Organism: Haemonchus placei
Lineage: Eukaryota; Metazoa; Nematoda; Chromadorea; Rhabditida; Trichostrongylidae
Source: the annotation of a GenBank genome assembly
AUGAGAGGGCUUCUGGAACUGCGAGUUACCAUGGAUGGUGUGGGUCGUCAUGAUAAACUCGGACAGCCUUUCACCCUGCUCAUUCCAUUCCACUCCGUGAGUCCCGAUGUGAAGCUCUUCAGCCGUUCUUCUGGGGCCGAUCUUGGCGUUAAAAUCACCGACGAUGACCUUGAAGAAAGUGUGGUCUUCUCUGUAGAGCCUCUCUAG